This is a messenger RNA of Brassica oleracea var. oleracea, 2007 nucleotides long. RefSeq lists its product as uncharacterized. The coding region runs from base 1 to 2007 and encodes 668 amino acids. NCBI's taxonomy places the organism in Eukaryota, Viridiplantae, Streptophyta, Magnoliopsida, Brassicales, Brassicaceae. The transcript is spliced from 7 exons. The record is from RefSeq and is a predicted model, not a curated record.
AUGGUUAAAGGAUUUUGGGAUUCCACUCCAAGUAUGUUUCACUCUACUUCUGCCAUGUAUCAGUUUUCUAAGAAGCUAAAGAACCUGAAACUAGUCAUCAGAGAGUUGGGUAGAGAGAAAUUGGGCAAUCUUACAAAGAAAGCAAAGGACGCUCAUACUGUCUUGUGUGGAAAGCAGGAAGCACAGAAUGCGAUCAGAGAGAUCAAAUGUCAAGAUGGCAGCAUUGUUACAGGACAGUUUGGGGUGAAAGCUGAAGCAGAGAGAUUCUUCUCAGAGUUUCUCAACCAAUCUCCUGUCACUUAUGUGGGUACUUCUAUUGAAGAGCUGCGAGAGAUUUUGGAUUUUCGAUGUUCUGAAGAGGACUGCCGUAUGCUGGUGGAAGAUGUAACAGAAGAGGAGAUAUGCAAGGUCUUGUUUGCUAUGCCAUCAAACAAGUCCCCUGGUCCUGAUGGCUAUCCAAGUGAAUUUUUUAAAUUGGCUUGGUCAGUUAUUGCUAAGGAUUUUACAGUUGCUGUCCAGUCAGUGUUUCGGUUUGGGUUCCUUCCUAAAGGGGUGAAUUCGACGAUCUUGGCGCUGGUUCCUAAAAAAACAGAUUCGAUGGAGAUGAGGGACUAUCGCCCUAUAGCAUGCUGUAACGUGCUAUACAAGGUGGUGUCGAAAAUCCUUGCAAAUAGACUUAAGUUGCUUCUUCCGAGGGUUGUUGUAGAGAAUCAGUCAGCUUUUAUAAGGGGUAGACUUCUCUUGGAGAAUGUAUUGUUGGCUUCAGAGCUGAUUAUGGAAGCUUUGGGAAUUCCUGGUCAGUUUAUAAGGUGGAUCAAGCUCUGUAUUACUACUCCCUUGUUUUCUGUCCAAAUUGACAAAGCAGUUAUGGAGAAGAAAUUUCAGUUUCACCCUCGGUGUAAAGCUCUCUCGCUUACUCAUCUCUGCUUCGCUGAUGAUCUUAUGGUUACCGAGCAAAUGUAUAAAGGAGGUGCAAAGGUAGCAUGGAGAGAUAUCAGUAAACCAAAAGCUGAAGGAGGUUUGGGCAUAAGAAGUUUGAAAGAGGUGAAUAAAGUGUAUGGGUUGAAGCUUGUCUGGAGGUUAAUGUUGGGAACCUCAUUAUGGAGCAAGUGGAUCCAGAUUUAUAUACUUAAAAAGAAGAGUUUUUGGGAAGUUAAAGCGAACAGUCAAGGGGGGUCUUGGAUGUGGAGAAAGCUUUUAAAGUUGAGGGAUGUGGCUCAAGAGUUCUAUCAUAAGGAGUCGGAUAAGGGGAGGUUGUUCGAUCUCUUGGGUGAUCGAGGCAUGAUUGAUACAUGGGUGAGGAAAGAUGCAACAUUAGAGGAAGUUGUUCGGUGUGCUAGGAGAAGAAGGAAGCACAGAAAUGUAGCUCUAAAUGAAAUUGAAGCUGAGUUGAAUAUGGUGAAGGAGAAGUUGAGGCAUAAUGUAGAGGAUGUUAUCAAGUGGAAAGGGAAGUAUGGCUAUAGGGAACGCUUCUCCACGUCUGAAACUUGGAUGAUGAUCAGAGAAACAUAUAGUCCAUGUUCGUGGGCAAAGGGAGUUUGGUUCUCUCAUGCGACGCCAAAGUUUUCUUUCAUAACCUGGCUGGCGAUGUUAAACAGACUAGCCACUAUGGAUAGGAUUUCUAAGUGGAGUCUGGGUGUUGACACAACUUGUGUAUUAUGUAAGAAUGCUGUCGAGACUAGAGAUCACUUAUUCUUCCAAUGUGACUACUCCUCUCAACUUUGGAAGCAGCUCACUCUUGGUAUCUUACGUAAUGCUCAUUCAAACAGUUGGUCUGCUAUCAUACCUCUUUUAUCAGACAAUUCUAGGGGAGUGAAAAGUACUUUCUGUGUCAGAUACUCCUUUCAAGCAGCCAUUUAUGCAUUGUGGAGGGAGAGAAACAGGAUUAAGCAUGGUGAAAAGCCUAUGGCCAUUGCUAUAUUACAGAAGCUUGUGGAUAAGGGAGUAAGGAAUAAGCUUAGCUUGUUGCAAACGCAGAGAAGAAGAGGCAUGGUUGAUGGUCUCUAA